AUGGAGAAGCUUCAACUUCUGCUGUUUAUCCUCAGAACGCUCGGUGAAGAAGCUCCUCCGCCACCGCGGAGGCAAUCCGAACAGUGGUUGGAAGAGCACAGAAGAAGGUUAGAAGUUUUGCCGCCUGACUUGAGGGCCAUGCGUCAAUUCGUUGUCGUUCACAAACUAACGGCAUUGUUGGAGGCGUUAUCGGAAAUGCCCAUAGAGCAUAGGGGAAUCCGGUCCCUUUUUCAAUUGUGUGGACGACUUUUUGAAGUAGCCACAGGUGCGUUUAAUGGAGCUUCUGGAACGUACAUCGUGAACUACAGGGACUUCCGCAUCAUUCGGCAUACAAGCAACUCUUUCCGAUUCACAUGCUCCAAUGAAGUAUGUCGUCCCCACCAUACUUUGUAUGAGCACCACCUCAACAGGAGGGUGGCGCUCAGAUACCCGAGGGCGUUCUUGCUAGACUUUUCCCCGGAAGGGACAACCUCGGCAGUUAUGGCCAUUGAACAAGUAUGGCUAAUGUUCCCGCGUCUGCCGCAAGCCAUUCUACAGGUGCACCUUGAAAUGAGGGUAGAGAAUAACAACGAGCAGUGUGCUGAUAUGUGGAGGUUCCUCUUUAUCCCUUGGGUUGUCGCCGCUCCAUCUGGAAAUCCAUGUCAUCCACAUUUCAACGAGAUGUCGGUUUUACAUUUUACUACAACCAAUGAGGAGCAAUUUAUUGAACUGAGUGUUAGAGAAGAAUGCUAUAACGCUGAGGAGAUGAAGAAUUUGAAACUAAAUAGCUAUGGAAUCUUGGUGCUUAACACAAAACCAUCCUUGAUGGGAGACGAGCGUAACUUUCAAUCCACAACAUUCGUGGACUUCAACAACGAAAAGUGGCCCAAAUCAAGCAGGGUAUAUCAAGCAUUUUUUACGGUUGGGAGUGCAGAAGGAGAUAACGACGUCCCUCCCGGACACUUCCCCCGAGGAGUAAAAAAAAUCAACUUCAAUUUCUUCACUGGUAGGAGAAGAAUGGCAACGUGCAGUAGAUUCGUCAAUUGGCCGUAUUGCAAUCAAGUGGCCGAUGCUAGCCAGAAUCAAGAUCUUUUGAAAUUCUACGGUCGAAGCAGAUCGACGCCAGCUCCACGUAUACACAGCGAGCAUCAUUAUCUCGAAGGACAAACAGUUUUUGUGCUUUUGAAUUUCAAAAAGAAAGAUACAGCCGAAUUUGCUUCCAUGUUCAGUUACGUACUAACCACGCAAUCAGGCAACUUGUACUACAAGCCAGAUAACUUAGUCAUCACAGGAGACAAACAGAAAUGGAUAUCAUCCAGAGCGGUAGAUAUAGUUGUGCUUAGUCCAUCGGAUGAUGUUAGCAAGGUGACACCGAUGAACUAUCUUGACAACAUGUGGCCACAACAUUCUAAGGACAUGGUCUUUCAAAUUCUCAAUACCGAACAGUUUAGUGCAGAAAAGUCCCUUUCAAUGUGUGGCAACCGGUGGGCCCUCACGAGUAAAACUCCAGGUUAUGACAACAAUUGCAAUGACGAGGAUACUAUUUUUUUGGAUCAAUGGAUUCGCCGUGAAGAUGACCCGAUCAGACCAGAACCUCAAGGACUUCCGCGCCAAGAUGGAGCGGAAGUAGCUUCCACCACAAAUUCGUGGCAACUCAGCCCAUCUUACCUUCCCCCGCGAGCCCAAUCACCAGUCAAUGACGAUUUGGACCUUUUUAUUGACAUGCCUGGAACCAGUGACGUAGGAGUGGUCCCUUACCCGUCUGCUGCUGCAAGCGAAGUACGCUCCGAGAAGCUUGAGAGCAAAGUUGCUAAGCUUUUGGAAAUUGUGCAAAGUAUUGCACUUCGUCAAAAGGCAUUCGGAGAGCAGCAAAAAAUUCUGACGAUAGAAUCUCAACAAGCGACUAGCAUGCUAUCUAGUAUAAGGGAGGAAAUGAAGGAGAAAAGUGAGUUACAGACUCUUGAACUGCAGCUUCAAGACGAGAACUUGCGGCGCAAAUUCGGGCUGUAUAGAGAUCCAAUGGAAACGCAAAAGUUCGAAGAUGACUUGAAGCAGCUAACGAUCAAUGAAGAGAAACUGAACCCAGACCAGAUCAAAUGGUUAAAAGGGAAACAUUAUUUGCGAUAUUACCGAGAUGAAGAAUACCCCGGCGCUGACUUUUUCAGAUGUGCUCUCUGCAAUAGAAAAGCGACGGCGCCUUUUGACGCGAAAGAGGGUUUCCGCAAGUGCCAAACCGAUAGCGAUCUGUCGACUACUUCAAAUCUGCUUGGGGAAAACAGCGUGCUUUGUGUGAAAAGAAUGGCCCAACAGGCCCGAGACGAAGAAAGACCUCGCAGGCUGAUCAGUCGUCUUAUAGAGAGAAUAUCUAAACACGAGAAAUCGACGCAACAUAGCCAAUGCUUGGAAGAGUAUAAAAAAGAAGCCGAUGAUAUUUCUGGAAGAAUAACUCCAGAUGACAUCUCAGCUACAGUAACUUCCACAUUCGCUGCAUAUGUGAUAGCAAAAGAAGGCCUUCCCUUUUCGAAACAGUUCCCACUUUUAAUCAUGUCGAUGAGAUCUGGAUCUGUAGGCGUCACUCUUCAUCACGAUUCUACUACUGCACGUAGAAUGAUAUCUGCAUUCGCUGUACACAUGAAGUACGAUCUUGUAAAAUACGUCGUCAAGAACAACCUACCCUUCUCUUUGCUUCUAGACGGUUCUUCGUCAAGCAGAGGAGUGAAGUGGAUAGUGUUUCUUCUGAGAACACUUUCAACAGACUACCGUCCAAUGACCUUUCAUUUCUCUUACUGA
This is a messenger RNA of Cylicocyclus nassatus, 2769 nucleotides long. NCBI's taxonomy places the organism in Eukaryota, Metazoa, Nematoda, Chromadorea, Rhabditida, Strongylidae. The record is from the annotation of a GenBank genome assembly.